UAUGACAGAUCUACAAACACAUCACCAAUGCUUCAUGCUCCCGCAGUGACUCCUGGUGACAAACAUCCAGCCCGGGGGGGUAUGGCAAGGUCAGCAAAACACAGAACUGGUUUCAUUGGCUGGAGGUGGUUAUGGUUUAGCCCGCAGGCUUGUUUUUAAGAGAGCCAGCUUUUCAGACUUCUCCCUCAGACACAGUAGGACGACUUGUGACAUGCGUAACAUCUCAAACAGCACAGACAUGGAGUCAUGGACCCAUGAAUACGGCGACUUUGGUGAUUAUUUCAACUACUCUUUUUUUAACACAAGUAACAUCUCAGACUAUGAUGAUUUGGACUCUGACUUUUGUGAAGCUGGAGAUCAGGAGUUCACCAUCAAAACCUUCCAGACGUGUGUGUUCUGCCUGAUCUUCCUGUUGGGCGUGGUGGGAAACUUCCUGGUGAUUGCCACCUUUGCUCUCUACCGCCGCCUCCGUCUUCGCUCCAUGACUGACGUCUUCCUGUUCCACCUGGCGCUGGCUGACCUUCUCCUACUCCUCACGCUCCCAUUUCAGGCCGUCGACACUCAGCUUGGUUGGAUCUUCUCUGUCACCCUCUGCAGAGCCACACGUGCGUGCUACGCCAUCAACACCUACAGUGGACUCCUGCUGCUGGCCUGCAUCAGCGUUGACCGCUACAUGGUGGUGGCACGAGCCCAGGAGAUGCUCAGGCUGCGCAGUCAGAUACUAACAGCUGGCAAAGUCGCUGCUGUGGGUGUGUGGCUUGUUGCGGUGCUCCUCAGCCUGCCUGAAAUCCUCUACGCUGGGGUGUCAGGGUCCGGCAGUGAUGCAUACUGCGGCAUGCUGACAAGUGGAAGAGUCAAAAUGGCGACCAAUGGUUGCAUCAUUGCUGUCUUCUGCCUGUCCUUCUUUGUAAUGGUCACAUGCUACUCUUCGAUCGCUCAAGUGCUGUGGGAAGGGAACACACAGCGUCGGGGGAAGCAGUGGCACCGGCAGCGCACCUUGAAGCUAAUGGUGGCUCUGGUCCUGGUUUUCCUGGUGUUCCAGCUGCCGUACACGGUGGUGCUGUCACUUAAAAUGGCAGGGCAGUUCUGCGGUCUCUUGCUGGAGUACAUCACCUGCACUUUGGCAUUCACCCGCUGCUGCCUCAACCCCAUCCUGUACGCCCUGGUGGGUGUGCGCUUCCGUAACGACGUCUUGAGGCUCAUCCAAGAUUUCGGCUGCCAGUGUUGCCUCUGGGCGAUGCCACAGAGUGUGAGCUCCUCCUCCAUCUCCCCCUCCUCACCUGCUUCCAAAGUGCUCUCAGUUUGCUCUCCAGCAUCCCCCGAACCGAGUUACUCCAGCAACGAGACUGUGCCCAUGAAGUUUCAGUUUCCACCAAUCAAAUAAAACUUCAUGGGCUGGACUAUGAACCUGCUUUCCACUUUGAAUUGUUUAUAUAGAUAUUUCCCAACAGUAUACAUAAUGUACAGUUAUUACACAGAAGCAAGCAACUUAAAGAUAUUCAUAUAAUCAUUAGGGUUGGUUUGAAAUACCAGUGUCUCGGUAUAUACUUAAAUAAUAUAUAUAUAUUAUAAUAUAAUAGUAUGUAUAGAUAAGCAACGCCUGGUUAACGUGUGGUUAGGUUUAGGCACAAAAUACACUUGGCUAGGGUUAGGAAAAUAAAAUGUUUGGCUUGAAAUACACAGUUUUGGUGGCACAAUGCCCGCUGGAAACAGUGAUGUCGGUAAAGAACAACUGCUUUUCAAUGUCCAAUUAAAACAACAAUUUUACUGCUUUUUGUGUCACUAUCCAUGAAUAUAACAUAGUGAUGUCUUGAUACAAAAGGCACUAUCUUCGGUGGAAACACAGCAAUGAGUUGUUUGAUGGCUACAAAGUGGCUAGAAAUGCAACAACUGGUUUUGUUCUUGUUGGUCUGCAGCUUGGCAGGCAUCUCGCCACUAUGCCAAAUGUCAAACGUAAUGUAUCAUUGAUUUGCAGCAAUGCACACUGCCAAACUUUUCUGCUGGCGACUGGGCUGAGAUGAGCAACGUUACGCCCAGUGUCAAAAAGAUAUGUCUUUGUCGAAGGUCAUAGGUCCUCCACCAGGAUAGUGACCCAAAACGCAAAUCAAAAAGCAGCCAGAAAUGGUUCAAAAGAAAAUGCCGGGCUGCUCUAAAGUGGCCACAGUCCAAAUCCAGAUCCUGUUGAACACUUGUGGGGAGAUGUGAAAACAGAAGUUGGAAGAUUAUGCUCUUCAAAUCUGAAAAAAACUGGAGCAGUUUUCAAAAGCAGAGUGGACCAAAUUGCCAUUGAAUAUGUGCAAGAACCUCAGAGAAGCCUAAAGGAAGUGCUCAGCAUUUAUUAAAGUCAGGUGUCAAGAAUUUUGUCCAUGCUAUUUCUGUUUAUUUUAUGCUGUAAAAGGAUAUGCUGAGCUCUUAUUAAAAAAUAAAGUUACUUUAGUUUUGGAAGUGGAAUAAACAAUUGUAGUAAAUGUAAAUGUAUUUUAGAGACAAUAGUGAUUUUUUUUUUUUUUUUAAAUGUGCAAAGAUGCUAAUAUUUUCAGCUAUGACUUUAGCUCUCUAGUGCUUUCUUGUUUGCUACAUAGAUAUUAACGUCUAUCACAUUUUGUUUUUUAAAUAGUAAAAUAAAUAUGAUUUUGGUCACGACUCAGUUUAGAAAAAAUGUAUAGUUUCUGUCUUCCUGCUUUGCAGUUUUGUUUUUACGUUAUACCUUGUAAUCAAAAUGUUUAUUUAUGUUAAUGUUUUGGUGACACAAUAAAAUCA
This is a messenger RNA of Epinephelus fuscoguttatus (brown-marbled grouper), 2760 nucleotides long. RefSeq names its product chemokine (C-C motif) receptor 10 (gene ccr10). Bases 212 to 1384 code for a protein of 390 amino acids. The record is from RefSeq and is a predicted model, not a curated record. Gene Ontology annotation, cellular component: membrane. NCBI's taxonomy places the organism in Eukaryota, Metazoa, Chordata, Actinopteri, Perciformes, Serranidae. Gene Ontology annotation, molecular function: chemokine receptor activity. Gene Ontology annotation, biological process: G protein-coupled receptor signaling pathway; immune response; chemotaxis. The transcript is spliced from 2 exons.